Molecule: messenger RNA, 723 nt
Organism: Micropterus salmoides (largemouth bass)
Lineage: Eukaryota; Metazoa; Chordata; Actinopteri; Centrarchiformes; Centrarchidae
Product: fibrinogen C domain-containing protein 1-like
Exons: 3
Source: RefSeq, a predicted model, not a curated record
CGUUCUGUGAGUGUGUGCCCAGCUCCUCCCAGCUCAAACAUCGCUGGUCAGACUCAGAAACUGCCAGGGAGACCCCGGCCAAGAGGAUGAGCUGCAGCUACUUGCUUUGCACUAUCCUGCUUUUCGUGGCUGUAUUGCUGGCUGUCACUGUAACUGGCACCAUCCUUUUUAUGAACCACUACCAGGCCCCACCCAUGUCCGAUGGCCUACCCCACAUUUCCACCAAUCAGGAUGAAGCCAAUGCUCUGGUCACUGUUGAGAGAGGGGAUGGAUCUCGUAUCAAUAUCUUCAUCGACCCUAACUGUCCUGACUACAACAGUAACUUUUUGCGCCUGGAGGGUGUGCAGACAUCACUGCUCCACUCACUAACCGACCACGACUCUGACCUGAAGUCAGUGAAAGGCCAGGAUCGGGCUCUUCUCGUCAGUCUGGCUGAAGAGGUGGCCAAGCUGUCAGCCCAUGCGGGGCAGCUGAAAAUGGACUAUGAAUCCUUACGCAGGGGGCAGGGCAGCCUUGGGCAAGACCUUAACACACUGCAAACAGAGCAGGGACGCCUCAUACAGCUGCUGUCAGACAGCCAGAUCAACAUGGUUAAGGUAGUGAACUCAGUGAGUGAUGCUCUUAACGCCAUGCAGAAGGAGAACGUGGGCCUGAAGGCUCGUGUCAAGGCCGACUUGCAGAGGGCACCAGUCAGAGGGGCCCGUUUCAAGGGCUGCUCCAAUG